UGGUGGUGCCACCCCAACACUGCCCAACCUGACCCCGCGGCACCGGCAGCUCGUCCCCACGCCCUGCGGCCCCAUAAAACCAUGCUCAGAGCUCUCAUUUCCCGUGAAGAUCUACUUCUGUGUCACUGUUGUGUCUCUGCUGAGCGUCCUAGGGCUGACCAUAGAGACGUUUGUCCGGCAAACCGAGGAGGAUUUCACCAUCUCCCUCAUUCAGCUGGUUGGAGUUGUGUUCUGUGUGUACUAUGUGAGCCGAGGGAUCCUGCAGGAGAAUCGCCAGGAGCUCAUUGUCUUCGUGCUCUCCAUCCUGCUCGUCAUGUUCCGCUCCAUCGUCAACUUCACCGUGCUCCCUGCCGAGCAGAAACCCAAACUCCUGGCCAGAUUUGUCCUGAUCCUCCUGGUUGGCUCCUUUGAUGUGAUCUGUGCCAUCAUCCUCAUCCAGAGCCAGAGCAUGAUGGCAUUCCGAGUGGGGGGAGCCCUGGAGAGCCUCCAGGCACAGUACUUCAUGCUCAACCUCUGCUUCUCCAUGCUGACUUUUGAUCUUCAGGCACAGCUCUGCCUGUGCAUCCUGCUGAUCAGCCUGCACGAGAUCACCCUUCUACACAACAUCAUCUCAGCGACAGGUGCUGUGUGGGCCUGCCUGAAGGUCACCAUUGGCAUCCUGGCAAUUUUGAAAGAACUGAAACCUCUAGUGUGGGUUUUCCUGAUGCAAAACAUCCCUGAGGUGGCAUAUCUCAUCUACCUGCUGUACACGGUGGUAAGGGAGUGGGGAAAAGGCAAUUCUUACACCCUGGAAGCUGCUUUCAUCACUGGCUCUUGCAUUUCUGUUGCAAUCAAGUCUGUUCUGUUCUGGGCACUGAUUCAUGUCUAUCGCAGCUUUGGGCAAGGGCUGAGGGAAAGAAGUAAGUACUGCAAAAAGUCAACUGGUGUUUUCUUCCUAUGGAAGGAUUGA
Molecule: messenger RNA, 949 nt
Organism: Acanthisitta chloris (rifleman)
Lineage: Eukaryota; Metazoa; Chordata; Aves; Passeriformes; Acanthisittidae
Exons: 8
Source: RefSeq, a predicted model, not a curated record